GUCGGGCCGGCGCGCGGCUGGGAGAGCGGAGACCUGGAGUUGUUCGACUUGGUGGAGGAGGUGCAGCUCAACUUCUACCAGUUCCUCGGGGUGCAGCAGGAUGCUUCUUCUGCAGACAUCAGAAAAGCAUAUCGUAAGCUUUCACUAACUUUACAUCCAGACAAGAAUAAAGAUGAAAAUGCAGAAACCCAGUUCAGACAAUUGGUGGCGAUUUAUGAAGUUUUAAAGGAUGAUGAACGAAGACAGAGGUAUGAUGAUAUUCUGAUCAAUGGACUUCCAGAUUGGCGACAGCCUGUAUUCUACUACAGGCGGGUGAGAAAAAUGAGCAAUGCUGAGCUGGCAUUACUUUUGUUCAUUAUUCUCACAGUGGGUCAUUAUGCUGUGGUUUGGUCAAUCUACCUGGAAAAACAACUGGAUGAACUGCUCGGUAGAAAAAGGAGAGAAAAGAAAAAAAAGACAGGCAGCAAAAGUAUGGAUGUAUCAAAACUUGAUGCUUCAGAGAAGAAUGAAAGAUUGGUCAUGAAACCACAGUGGCAUGACUUGCUUCCAUGCAAGCUGGGAAUUUGGUUUUGCCUUACACUAAAAGCAUUGCCUCAUCUAAUCCAGGAUGCCGGGCAAUUUUACGCUAAAUACAGAGAAACAAGAUUGAAGGAAAAGGAAGAUGCACUGGCUAGAACUGAACUUGAAACACUUCAAAAACAGAAGAAAGUUAAAGUUAAAAAACCAAAACCCGAAUUUCCAGUAUACACACCUUUAGAGAAUACAUAUAUUCAAUCUUAUGAUCACGGAACUUCUAUAGAAGAAAUUGAGGAACAAAUGGAUGAUUGGCUGGAAAACAGAAACAGAACGCAGAAAAAACAGGCACCAGAAUGGACAGAAGAGGACCUCAGCCAGCUGACAAGAAGUAUGGUUAAGUUCCCAGGAGGAACCCCAGGUCGAUGGGAAAAGAUUGCCCACGAAUUGGGUCGAUCUGUGACAGAUGUGACAACCAAAGCCAAGCAACUGAAGGAUUCUGUUACCUGCUCCCCAGGCAUGGUUAGACUCUCGGAGCUCAGAGCAACAGGCCCCAGUUCCAGGCUCACCAGGCCAGCCCCGGCCCUGCCCGACGACAUCAUCACCCAGAGAGAAGCUGCGGAGGCGGAGGAGGAGGGGCCCGAGGAGGACUCCGGGGAACAGGAGCCAGCGGUCCCCGAGAGCCGGCCCCGGAGGCGCAAGGCAGCCCGGCUGCUGGAGGGGGUGGCAAAGGCCGAUCCGGAGGAGAAGGUCCGGGGCAAGAGGCAGAAGGACUUCGAUGUUUCCGAGCAAAACGAAUCCAGCGACGAGGAAGGCCAGAAAAAAGAACGAACUCGUGCUGCCGAGGAACCGUGGACUCAGAGUCAGCAGAAACUUCUGGAAUUAGCAUUACAGCAGUACCCGAAGGGAUCUUCUGACCGCUGGGACAAAAUAGCCAAAUGUGUCCCGACUAAGAGUAAGGAGGACUGUAUCGCUAGGUACAAGCUGCUGGUUGAACUGGUCCAAAAGAAAAAACAAGCUAAAAGCUGAAUAUUCUAGAAGAUGAUACUCACCUUCAUUUUCCAAAAUGAGUAUUUUAAAGAUCGGAUGCAGACAUUUGCAUUUUGUACCUCAGUAUUUCUAUACGUCAUGUGCCUUAAAUAAA
Tupaia belangeri chinensis (Chinese tree shrew) is the source of this 1657-nucleotide messenger RNA. It is a transcript of the gene DNAJC1, whose product is annotated as DnaJ heat shock protein family (Hsp40) member C1. The annotation marks the transcript as partial. The transcript has 12 exons. Gene Ontology annotation, cellular component: endomembrane system. Lineage: Eukaryota; Metazoa; Chordata; Mammalia; Scandentia; Tupaiidae. The record is from RefSeq and is a predicted model, not a curated record.